CGCUGUUCUAACAAUCGAUCAUCAUAUAACAAUUGGAAACAUGACAGAGGCAAAGAGUACAGGAAUGAUGGAUACUGAACCAGGCGGAGAGAACACUCAGUACGAAUCAGCAAACACCUUCACCAAACCACAUGCCAAAUCCCAAGGACAAUUCUCCGAUCCCAAUCCGAAUGAGGCUAAGCGACAACUCGACGGACAGAAGCAGCAGCGAGGCGAGCAGACGGCGGAGAACAUACGAUAUGGGGAGGCUAUAAGUGAACAUGGGUUUGGUGGAGAGACUAUUGGCAACACCGGGGAGGCGAAUCAGGGGGCUGGUGUUGGGAGGGAGGUGGAGGAUAGAGAUGGGAAUGGACAGAUGCGGAGAGAACAGGGGUAUGGAAGGGGAAGUGGUGUUGGUGGAUAGGGGUUGGAGUGGAGAGGGGAAUUAAUGAAUUGUGAGGGUUUAUUUUGCAUGGGUGGUGCAUGAGGGCGAUAUAUCUGAGAAGUGGUACUAGUAGAUGUCUCUGAAUGUGUAACGGAUUCUGGAGGGAGUGGGAAGUUUGAACGAGAUCUUGGCAUCCCGUAUUGAAUAACUUGCCGUGUAACGUUCCCCAGCCACCGAAGAUUCGAAGGAAGAUACGGUGAAGCAAGCCGGAUUUGGCGUGCAGAGAGCAGCCCGUCACAGGUUACAGAUGAGCAUCAAACUGAUGCAGGGAAUCACGCCGCAUGCAGCCUGCAGG
Messenger RNA from Hyaloscypha bicolor E, 719 nucleotides. RefSeq lists its product as uncharacterized. Bases 41 to 403 code for a protein of 120 amino acids. The record is from RefSeq and is a predicted model, not a curated record. The transcript has 3 exons. Lineage: Eukaryota; Fungi; Ascomycota; Leotiomycetes; Helotiales; Hyaloscyphaceae.